AUGGCGACAGUCACCGGUGACUAUGAGAACGCUGCUCCAGCACGGGUCUUCGUCUUCAGCAUUCCGAAAACAGGAAGCGCAGCAGCAUUGUAUGGCAUGAAGGCCUGGUUCCGUGAGAACGGCAAAGAUCCUGAGAACGUUGUCCGCUGCCACAAUCCGUUUCGCUUUCGCUACUGUCCAGAAGCACAGAACCUCACGACUUGCACCCCCAGCAACUGGUGCUUGAUCGCAUCUGGCGUUCGAAGGCUAGCGCCACAACUCUUAGCGGCCUACUGUCAACACCGUUGCGGACCAGGAGUCAACACUGAAUCUUGCCAAGCCGUGAUGAAGAUGAAUUCUACAAGGCUUCACAAGAGCAUCGUCCAAGAAGCCGAGCAGAAGCUAAUUGGCGGAGUGGGCGCCAAUCCUGCUGACUGGUGGUCGCACACCAAGUUGGUCUUGCACAAGUUUGGGCUUCGGCUCUCACUGAAUGAGCUGAUCCGUGAUGGCGUGGCGAAGUCGCCAAAUGCAGUGUGGGUAACUCUACCGAUGUUUGAAGAGGUGUCAGAGACGGGCAUUCAGUUACGCGAAGCCAAGAUGAGCAAGUGGCUGCCAGGAGUGACUUUGAAGGACAGCCGUCCUCAUGCUCGACCCUUCUAUGAAAAGCAGUACGGAGCCAUGAAGUCGGAGUUGAAGCGUCUCAAAGGCAAGUUCUGGCCACCAUCCGUGCGCGAUGCCAUCUUAAAUUCUGCGCGCACGGCGGCGCCCUGCGUCGUGUUCUUCGACGAGGUCGACGCCCUGGGUGCCAGCCGUGAGAGCGAGGGAGGAGGCGUCUCCUCGCGUGUGCUGGCGCAGCUGCUUGCAGAGAUGGAUGGGAUAGGGGCCGCGACGGCUGGCAGCACCACGCGGCACGUGGUGGUCCUCGGCGCCACGAACCGACCCCAGGCCUUGGAUGCGGCGCUGGUGCGCCCAGGGCGCUUCGACCGGCUCGUACACGUCCCUUUGCCUGAUGCAGAUGCCCGGCUUGCCAUCUUCGAGCGGCAGUUGACGCGCAUGCGCGCAUCGCCCGAAGUGCUGCCCUCCUCCCUGGUCCUACAAACAGCAGGCUACAGCGGCGCUGAGGUCGUUAUGGUCUGCCGAGAGGCGGCGCUGUUGGCUAUCCGCGACGUCUUAGGGGCUGGAGAGGGCCAGGAGGUGCCGCCCUGCGCGACUCCGGCGCACUUCGAGCGCGCCCUGCAGACGGUGAAGCCUCGGAUCACUGCGGAGACGGCACGAUUCUACGAGGACUUUGAGAGGAGCCUUCAGCCGGGAUAA
This is a messenger RNA of Symbiodinium natans, 1293 nucleotides long. The record is from the annotation of a GenBank genome assembly. Lineage: Eukaryota; Dinophyceae; Suessiales; Symbiodiniaceae.